This is a messenger RNA of Cryptococcus wingfieldii CBS 7118, 1197 nucleotides long. RefSeq names its product ribosomal RNA-processing protein 7. Gene Ontology annotation, biological process: rRNA processing; ribosomal small subunit assembly. The transcript has 2 exons. Gene Ontology annotation, cellular component: CURI complex; UTP-C complex. NCBI's taxonomy places the organism in Eukaryota, Fungi, Basidiomycota, Tremellomycetes, Tremellales, Cryptococcaceae. The coding region runs from base 1 to 1197 and encodes 398 amino acids. Gene Ontology annotation, molecular function: RNA binding. The record is from RefSeq and is a predicted model, not a curated record.
AUGCCCAAGGCAGUCUCAUCGCCCGCUCCCAAAUCCACCAAACAGCCCAAAGUAAAGGGCAUCAAGUCAAGGACCUACGCCGGCUUCUUACCGCUUCCCCUCAUCCUCCCCUCCCCCGUAUCCAUCCCCUCCUCCUCCGGCUCAUCAUCAAAAUCAACCAAACAAUCAAAGCACUACAUUUACUGCAGAGAACACAAGCCCAAAGCGCCCCAGAGCAAAAAGGGCAAAUCUUCAGCUGAAGGCAGUUCGGACGACCUGCCCGCGGGCAGAACCUUGUUUGUGACGAAUCUGCCGGCGGAUGUCACGGAGAGGGAUUUGAGGACGGUGUUUGGAGAAUGGGGUGUGGUGCAGGAUGCGCGGAUUAGUGGGAAGGAGACGGGGGAUGUUUUGGAAGGUGUUGUCCGUGGUCUUUCUGCCGAGGAGAUCAAUGAAGAGGAUGAUGACUCUGAAGCGUCCGAGGGCGAGUCUGAGGAAGAUGACGAUGAGGAGGAUGAAGAAAAGGAUGAGAGGGAAAAUGCUACAUUCAAAGGCGACCUCCUUACCAAGAAACAACGCCGUGCCAACCGUCGGCGAGAUGCCCUCCUCGAAUCCAUCCCUCCCGUCUCUCCCUUACCUUCGCUCAGCCCAAGAAGCGUACCGUUCGGCCAGUCGGGCCUUGCAGCGGGCUACGUUGUUUUUUUGGAUGAAGUCUCCCUCAGCAGACUCCUCGCCUCUGGUGGUAAAGAGGUCCAGGUCGCCAAGUACGCGCAAGAGCCCACCGGCCUGUCAUACUAUGACCAACUCUACACCUCCCUCCGCCCGUCUCUCGACUCUGUCAGAGAAUUCGCAAACACCUCCAUGGCGCACUUUGACCAUCUCUCCUCCCUCCUACUCUCUUCCCGUGCUCGUGCCCAGGGCGCUGGUGCGCUUGUCGAUGCCGAUGGGUUUACUGUCGUUGUGCGAUCGGGUAAGUAUGGCAGGGCAGGAGCGAGAGGCCAAGGAUGGGGAGAAGGGAAAGGUGGUGUGGGAGUUGCUACGAGGGGGUUCGAGAAGAAGAAGGGAAAGCAGGGUGUUGGAGCGAGCGCGCUGCCAGACUUUUACAAAUUCCAGGCUACAGACAGGAAGAGGCAAGACCUCGCCGAUCUCAGACAAAAGUUCGAACACGACAAGGCCAGAGUCGAAGAGCUCAAGAAGUCUCGUCGUUACAAGCCAUACUAG